GAUUUCCUCAGGCUCCCUCCCCCAAGGCAGGGUGGCUGGGAACCUGCCAGACAAAUUUAGUUCGAGGAGGGGCCAAGGAUCAUCCAGAAAAAGGGCAAGAACUUCAGGGCAGCAGAGGCACCCCCUCCGCCCAGAGGGAACACGGGAAGCAGCCUGCCCUGCCUCGGACGCCUCCCGCGGGAAGGAGAUUGUUCUGAGGAGUACGUAAGAUUGUGCAUGGGGAUGUGCUUUGAAAUGCCAAGGACGUUCUGCAUACACAUACCUUAGGACUCCCACAUCACUACUGAAGAGGAUGUGUUUGAAGGACAUAACUCAUGAGAGCAGUUUUGAUGGGGGACCCAGGGGACAAGAUGGACAAUGGCUGCUAUUCACGGUUUGGAGAUGAAGGUGGAGAAUGUGGGUGGAGACGUGGAAGGAGCGCUGGAGGAAGAGGAGAAGAUGAGAGAGGAUGGGGAAGGUGAAGAUCCCUUCAAGAGUAAAAAGGUCCACAGGAUUGUCUCAAAAUGGAUGCUCCCUGAAAAUGCCCGGAGAACGUACCUGGAGAGAGCCAACUGCCUCCCACCCCCAGUGUUCAUCAUCUCCAUCAGCCUCGCUGAGCUGGCUGUGUUUAUUUACUAUGCUGUGUGGAAGCCUUAUAAACAGUGGAUCACCUUGGACACGGGCAUCUUGGAGAGUCCAUUUAUCUACAAUCCUAUGAAGAGGGAGGAAGCCUGGAGGUUUAUCUCAUACAUGCUGGUGCAUGCUGGAAUUCAGCACAUCUUGGGGAAUCUUGUUAUGCAGCUCGUGUUGGGCAUUCCCUUGGAAAUGGUCCACAAAGGCCUCCGAGUGGGGCUGGUGUACCUGGCAGGAGUAAUUGCAGGGUCCUUGGCCAGCUCUGUCUUUGACCCACUCAGGUAUCUUGUGGGUGCUUCCGGAGGCGUCUAUGCUCUGAUGGGAGGCUAUUUUAUGAAUGUUCUGGUGAAUUUUCGAGAAAUGAUUCCUGCCUUCGGAAUUGUCAGACUACUGAUCAUCAUCCUCAUAAUUGCGUCGGACAUGGGAUUUGCUCUGUACCGAAGGUUCUUUGUCCCUGCAAAUGGAUCACUGGUGUCUUUUGCAGCUCACAUUGCAGGUGCAUUUGCUGGAAUGUCAAUAGGGUACACUGUGUUCAGCUGCUUUGACAAGACACUGCUGAAAGACCCACGGUUUUGGGUGGCAAUUGCAGCGUAUUUAGCUUGUGUCUUGUUUGCUGUGUUUUUCAACAUCUUCCUAUCCCCAGCAAACUGAUCUGCCCCUAAUAGAAACCAAUUAAUAAAAAGAGCCAUCUGGGAAAAUAAAACUGGAGAACUCUAUGAAGAAACGGAGAAGUCCCGGCAGAUGCCAACAAUUUUAAAAGAAGGCAGAACGCCACUGAGGUCAUCAGUUACAAAGACUUCUAACAAAAGGACUUAGGUUUUAAGGAAGGAGCUUCUAAAUGCAAGGGGAGGAAAGAGGAAGGCAGAAAAUGGAAGUAGAAACCAGAAACUGGGUCUUUCCCAGGCAUAUGGUAUACAUGCACGUAUCCUGUAAGAGAGACUUGUUCUUGGAGGUUGUAUCAUGGAGAGGGCUUGACGGAGUCCAUGAGUACUGUACUAUGCUGACAAUAAAACUUUUCAUACUUGUG
Molecule: messenger RNA, 1639 nt
Organism: Phyllostomus discolor (pale spear-nosed bat)
Lineage: Eukaryota; Metazoa; Chordata; Mammalia; Chiroptera; Phyllostomidae
Gene: RHBDL2
Product: rhomboid like 2
Exons: 9
Coding region: 358-1263 (301 amino acids)
Cellular component (GO): membrane
Molecular function (GO): serine-type endopeptidase activity
Source: RefSeq, a predicted model, not a curated record